UGAUGUGUGAUCUAUGAAUGGAGGGUUAGCAUAGGAUGUAAUGAUGUAGAAAGAGAGAAUAUGGCGCUGAAGAAUAUAAGCUUCGGGAGAUAGAUAUAGGAGAGACUCGUGUGCUUUUUUUCAUUUUUAGAGAGAGAGAGAGAGAGAGAGAGAGAGAGAUGAGGACAGAGACGAUUAUAGGCUUGAAGGACGAUGAUGUUCAAGCUGAUUUAUUAGUAAACGACGACUCUGAUCAGAACUACUCCAAGUUUUCAUCUCUCUUGGCGUCCAAAGAUCGUGAUUAUCUUCUUUCUCCAAAGGGAAAUCAGGUGAAAAUUUCUGAUCUUAAUGGGAAGGUAGUAGGCCUAUACUUCUCAGCCAACUGGUACCCACCGUGCCGGAACUUCAACCAAGUGCUAGUAGAAAUCUACGAGCAGCUGAAGCAAAGUGGUUCGAAUUUUGAGAUUGUGUACGUAUCAUCCGAUGAAGACAUUGCAGCCUUCAACACCUACUACCACGCGUGCAUGCCGUGGCUGGCCAUUCCAUUUUCAGAUUUGGAGACAAAGAAAGCCUUGAACAGAAAGUUCGAUAUAGAAGGUAUUCCUUGCUUAGUUGUUUUACAACCUAAUGAUAAUAAGGACGAGGCAACGUUGUUUGACGGGGUUGAACUCGUUUAUCGCUACGGGGUCCAAGUCUUCCCUUUUACUAAAGAAAGGUUGGAGGAAUUGCAAAGGGAAGACAGAGAGAGGCAUGAGAACCAGAACUUAACCAAUUUAUUAACGAGCCAACAUAGAGACUAUCUUUUGGGUCACCCCAGGCCUAAACAGGUGCAUGUUGCUUCCUUAGUUGGCAAAACAAUUGGGCUCUUCUUCUCGGCCGAAUGGGGCAUCCCAUGCGUCAAGUUCAUUACCAAGUUGAUGUCGAACUACCACAAGAUUAAGCAAAUGAUAGCAGACAAACAAGGUAAUAAUGGCCACGAUGAUGAGGACUUUGAGAUAGUGUUUGUAUCAAGCGACCACGACCAAACAUCCUUCGACUUCUACUUCGGUUCCAUGCCGUGGCUGGCAUUGCCCUUUGGAGAUCCAAACAUCAAAAACCUCGUCAAGCAUUUUGACGUCAAGGGCAUUCCCUCUUUGGUAAUUUUAGGCCCCGAUGGCAAGACCAUUACAAGAAAUGGCCGAAACCUCAUAAACUUGUACCAAGAAAAUGCCUACCCUUUCACCGAGGCAAGGAUCGAUAUGUUGGAGAAGCAAUUGGAGGAAGAAGCAAAGAGCCUUCCGCGGUCCGUGUACCAUUCUGGUCAUCGCCACGAACUCAAUUUAGUAUCGGACGGCAAUGGGGGCGGACCUUUUAUAUGUUGUGACUGUGAUGAACAAGGGUCCGCUUGGGCUUACCUUUGUCUUGAGUGUGGCUAUGAGGUGCACCCAAAAUGUGUGAAAGCCUAGAAAGAUUGGUAAUUUGAGGGAUUUGCUUAUGAGAAAAUUGGUGCUAAUUGUGUUGCCAUAGAAAAGGUGAUAAUCAGGAAGCUCCAUGUGUCGAAUCCUUUCUUUUAAGCUCUCGCCCUUGGUUCAUUUUUCUUUGUAAGUUGAAACAAAAAUACAAUAAAGUUGUUUAAAAAAGUCUUAGGAAAUUGAAUUGUCGUAUUACUAUAUAUGUUUCAGCCUCCUCUCCUUAACCAGGAGAGAGAGAGUAGGUCCAAUUCGGGUGUUGGAUACAAAACUCGAAUAUUUGCAAGUGAGGUGGUGGAUCCACAAAAUAUCAUUGUAACUUUGCUCUCUAUUUUUUUUUUUUUUUUUUUUUUUUGGCGUCUAUCAAAAAGCACACAGUUCUGGACCGUGCUUCAUGCUUGGUUUUCUGUCUUCUCACAUAUGGAAAUGCAGAGUUAGUAGAGAACAACCAGGUGAUAACUAGCAUUACUUGGGAGGAAAAGGAAAAGGAGAGCUUUGAGAACUGAGUGGCUUGAAACUGUGUUUCUUAUUUCGCUUUUGCCAAUGAUGCAAUACGAACUUUGGCUUCUCUAUUUUUUCUUGUAAUAUUUAAAAUGAAUGGUAAAAAAAGGUUUGAAUGUUGUUGGAGAUUUUAUUUGUUUUGUUAAUUCUGUAAUAAUUAAUCUGGUUAUCGUUUCAUAAGCAAUAAUUUUUUUGGAACUAAUUUGA
Morus notabilis is the source of this 2135-nucleotide messenger RNA. Its product is annotated as probable nucleoredoxin 2. The coding region runs from base 159 to 1424 and encodes 421 amino acids. The record is from RefSeq and is a predicted model, not a curated record. The transcript has 4 exons. Lineage: Eukaryota; Viridiplantae; Streptophyta; Magnoliopsida; Rosales; Moraceae.